AGCCUUUAAAUAUCAGGUUAGCGAGAAUUUCCAUACAAAAGUGAAAAAUUCACAAUACGUUCAUCUUAAAGAGAAAAAAAUGAUUAAGUUAUAUCUGUUGGCAUUUUGUGUUGUGGUAGCUUUGGCUGCUGCAAAACCUCAAGUGCCACCACCUCCACCACCGGGUCCUCUACCACCAGCAGGUCAUCUUCCUCCACUACCAGGUCCUCCACCACCACCAGGUCCUCCAUCACCAGCAGGUCCACCUCCACCCCCAGGUCCAGCACCUCCAUUAGGACCACCUCCACCACCACUAACUGCUCCUAAAGGACCUCUUGUUGGUGCACCACCUCCACCUCAACAAAGACCCCUCACUACUCCUCUUAUCAGUGCACCUCCAGUUGGAUCAAAACCACCUACACAAGGAGCGCCACUACCAUUGUUCUCUUCAACAACAUAAGCAUCCUAGAGAACAACAGCAAAAAUUCAAGAUUACAUACAAGAAGAAGUGCACCAUUAUCACCAGCAGUUUAUACAUAUCUCGCUUGUAUUAACUUGUUGUAAAAUUGCAAUAUGAAUAUGUAAAUUAAAGUUGACUACGUCUCACUUGAAUAAAUUUAAUUGAAAUUCAA
This is a messenger RNA of Harmonia axyridis, 611 nucleotides long. RefSeq names its product basic proline-rich protein-like. The transcript has 2 exons. The record is from RefSeq and is a predicted model, not a curated record. Lineage: Eukaryota; Metazoa; Arthropoda; Insecta; Coleoptera; Coccinellidae. The coding region runs from base 80 to 439 and encodes 119 amino acids.